This is a messenger RNA of Myxocyprinus asiaticus (Chinese sucker), 4803 nucleotides long. RefSeq names its product tachykinin receptor 1b (gene tacr1b). The record is from RefSeq and is a predicted model, not a curated record. The transcript is spliced from 5 exons. Lineage: Eukaryota; Metazoa; Chordata; Actinopteri; Cypriniformes; Catostomidae. Gene Ontology annotation, cellular component: plasma membrane; sperm midpiece. Gene Ontology annotation, molecular function: substance P receptor activity. Gene Ontology annotation, biological process: G protein-coupled receptor signaling pathway; positive regulation of flagellated sperm motility. Bases 21 to 1259 code for a protein of 412 amino acids.
UCUGUGAAUAUUCAUUAAGAAUGGAUCCUCUUUAUAUCACUUCGCAAAACUCGAGCGACAACGGGACCGACGGUUCAUUUGUAAAUGACACGGGCGUGUUCUCAAAUCAGUUCGUUCAGCCGGUGUGGCAGAUUGUUUUAUGGGCAAUCGCGUAUUGUUGUAUAGUUCUGGUGUCAGUUGUUGGAAAUAUCACUGUCAUUUGGAUCAUUUUAGCGCACAAACGCAUGAGAACUGUGACCAACUAUUUUCUGGUGAAUCUCGCGUUCGCUGAGGCGUCAAUGUCGGCUUUCAACACCGUUAUUAACUUUGUGUAUGCGGUGCACAACGAGUGGUACUUCGGGCUGGUUUACUGUCGAUUUCACAACUUCUUUCCAAUAGCAGCUGUCUUCGCAAGUAUUUAUUCCAUGACAGCAAUAGCCUUGGACAGGUACAUGGCUAUCAUCCACCCACUCCAGCAGCGCCUGUCGUCCACUGAGACCAAGCUGGUGGUGGGGGUGAUCUGGGCCCUGGCGCUGCUCCUGGCUUUCCCUCAAUAUUAUUUUUCCAGUACCGCUCAGCUGCCAGGACGUGUCGUCUGCUACAUCAAUUGGCCAGAAUACAGUGUGUGGGAUUUUCAAAAGACGUAUUACGUCUGUGUGGUUGUGCUUAUCUACUUUCUACCUUUGCUAGUCAUGGGCUGUGCUUACCUGGUGGUGGGAUGCACUCUCUGGGCCAGUGAGAUUCCUGGAGACUCUUCAGAACACUAUCGAGAGCAGCUAACUUCCAAACGAAAGGUGGUUAAGAUGAUGAUUGUUGUCGUAUGCACCUUCGCUGUUUGCUGGCUGCCCUACCAUGUCUACUUCCUGGUGCACCAGUUUCUUCCCAACUUGUUUGAAGAACGCUACAUCCAGCAGGUGUACUUAGGAAUUAUGUGGCUUGCCAUGAGCUCCACCAUGUACAAUCCCAUCAUUUAUUGUCUUCUCAAUGACAGGUUUCGAGCUGGAUUCCAACAGGCAUUCUUCUGGUGUCCUUGUGUCCCUGAGGGCUCAUAUGAAGGUCUGGAGCUCAAGUCAACUCGCUAUCUACAGACGCAGGCCAGCAUUUACCGCACCAGCCGAAUGGAAACCACCAUUUCCACAGUGAUGCCAGUUGGCGAAGUGGACUUUCAGGAGAACGAAAAUCGAUUUUCCAUAGAUCUCACAUCCAAUGGUUCUUCGCGAAGUGCUUCCAAGACUGUGUCAGAGUCCUCCAGCUUCUAUUCUAGUAACAACCUAGCUUAGUAAGGAUUGCAAAUGCUUUUAUUGUGUUUUCAUAGUAUCACACCAGUCCAGAGAAGAGUAAAGAUUCACAUUUCAGGAAAUGUCGAGAUGUGAGGUCCAACCAACCAUAAUGUAUGGAAAUAUCAUAGUACAGUAGUAUUCAUGGUAUAAAUUUUAUUGGUAUUUGUGUUCCCUGGAAUUCAAACAUCCUUGCGUUGCUAGCACCAUGCUCUACCAGUUUAGCAAUGGGAACACCGUAUAUAAAUAAUGGGCACAGAGCAGUAGAUAUUCUGUACACUCUGACCAUAGCGAGCAGUAAUAUUGUCUUUAUGUUUACAGUAGAUAGUUUUCUUGUUACAUUUACAUGCAAUCCAGAGACAGUUCUGAGCAGCUGGCCUGAAACCAUGCCUGUAGGAAUUCACCCAUCAACCUGGCAUUUGCUCCAGCAUUCUGGGACCCAUCGGGUUUGUUUAGGAAAACUAGACCAGCUGAUGCCCUUAGCAACGACUUGUCAGUCUUCCAUCAAGGUUACUGCAAGUUGUUGUUGAUAUGAGAGCCAGAGCGACGACAUGGAAGGGUUUGCACCUGUUGUUGCAUUUUACUGGACUACGGAGGCGACAAUGUAAGUAUAGGAUUUGUCUGGAAGGCAGGUCCAAAGGGUCAUGGUAUAUAUAGAACAGAGAGGUAGACAAAACUGGCACUGUGCUAACAUAGCUACUUUCUGUUAUGUCACCAUAAUCCUCUGUUAAAUACAGAGUGUAUUAUUUGCAUGUUUUUGAGUAUUAGUUGCACAUACCAAAGAAUACCAAGGCCAAGGUAUACUUCGGUUUUCCGCAUGCCGCUACGUCUCAUGCACAUUGCGCAUGAUGCAAAUUUCAUCAUCAGCACAGUAUGUGGGGACAGUCUACAUCAUCUGCACAUGCGCCUGCCACUGACUGUACUAAAAGUAUCACAAAAUAGUCAUAGUGUGCAAGUGGCAAAAGCAUCCAUACGUGUUUGCGGUUUAAAAGAAUAUACUUAGUUUAAAGGGCUAGAGUGCUGAACCGUGCAACAUAAUGGCACUCAGAAAAAUGAAGUAUACCCUGGUUAGAGAUUUGAACCAACUGCUGCAAACACUAAUUAUUAAAUCAGAAUACCAUAGUCUACUUUGGUAUACUUCGGUUUUCCACGUGCCAGUAUGUCUCAAGCACAGUGACGCGCCUAUGCAUUUUGUCAACAGCGCAGUACAUGCGGACUGUUCGCGUGCAACCUAGUUUUUCUAGACACAGUGUGUGUGUCGAAAGCGUUCGUAUGAGCUCGUGGUCAAAAGAGUAUACUUUGAAAUGUUGAAGUGUUCAACCGUGAAUGAGACGGAAUGGCACGUGGAAAGACCCUGGCCUUAAUAAAAUACAGGUCCACAUGAAAUAGUCCACACAGAAAAACAAUGUAUACCCUAGAAUUUAUGUUAGAGAUUUGAAACAACUGCUAACCCUAAGGAUCAAAGCAUGGGCCCAUUGGUUUGCAUGUGCAAGCACCAAUAACAUUUUAUUUGGAAAAUGAAAAAAUCUAGUUAUUUUUUUAUUAUUUUGCUUAAAUAUAUCAAAAACUGUAUGCUUUCUGUGUCUGAAAUCUAGUUUUGUUUCUGUGGUGACCGAUUAUAAUACAGUAUCUUAAGAUCAAGACAUCCAGGGGGCCUGGGUAGCUCAGCGAGAUUUGACACUGAUUACCACCCCUGGAGUCGCGAGUUCGAAUCCAGGGCGUUGUGAGUGACUCUAGCCAGGUCUUCUGAGCAACCAAAUUGGCCCAGUUGCUAAGGAGGGUAGAGUCAAAUGGGGUAACCUCCUCGUGGUCGCGAUUAGGGUUCUCGCUCUCGAUGGGGUGUGUGGUAAGUUGUGCGUGGAUUGCAGAGGUGUCAUGCACAGCGAGCCACGUGAUAAAAUGCGUGGAUUGACUGUCUCAGAAGCGGAGGCAACUGAGACUUGUUCUCCACCACCCAGACUGAGGUGAGUAACCGCGCCACCACGAGAACUAAGCAGUGGGAAUUAGGCAUUCCAAAUUGGGAGAAAAGUGGAUAAAAUAUAUAUUUUUUUAAAAAAUACAUAAAUAAAAUAAAAAGAUCAAGACAUCCAGUCACAGACUGUCGCUAUCAAAGCAUUGCUUUCCAUUAAAAUUAUAAUGGCAUGUCAAUUUUUAUACAUAUUCCAAGCUAUACAUCUGGUGCCAAAGUUCUGAUGACAACACAUCUGUUGAUGAAAAGGAUCUUUUUCAGUGUUAUCAAAGACUAGCUGUGCCUGGUUGUUAAGAUUCCAGUAAAUGCUACUUCUACACGCUGCUUUUUAUUUGAGCGCUAUCUACCUGAGGUCCAUUUUCUUGCACAGCAGUUGUCAUGAUGUUGUUUGCCAUGGCUUGUGCUCGCUUACAUGCCUUUUCAGCUGUGAGGGCACAAAAUUGCCGAAGCACUUGCUUUGUUGGGCAGGUGUGAGCAUUGCUUUGAUGCCUGCUGAGGAACAAAGGAUCAGCGAUGCUACACCUUUUGAACUGCUCUGCAGCUGCAUGCACUAGCAUCUCCACUAUCAUGAGAUCUCAGCCCUUUUACUAAUGCACACAUGCUUAGAGUCACUGUAGCCAGAAACACAGAACUAGUUAGAUUUGCUUUCACAUAAUGCAGAGAACAACUCCAUGUUCGCAACUGUUGUCUACUUGAUUUGUAUUUUAUUCAUUGUCCUAUUAGAGAGAUGAAGGCCAAACUUGUAGCAGAAGUAAAUAAUUUUAGCCAACAAACUUUAUAGAGACCAUAAGAAGAAAUGAGCAUGGAAAAGGAGAUAUCAUGAUAUAAUAUCAAAAUGUACCCCAUUUACUUUCUUUAUGCACGUUCCUGGUGCAAUAACACGCUCUUCUACUAAAAUAACUUUCCUUAUUUGGUGAUCCCUUAGUUCCCGAACAAUCCCUCUAACUUUUUAACCCUUACUCUCCAAUGAACUGUCAUAUAGCGACAACUUUUCACAAUUCCUGAUGAAUAAAAUCAAGACCUCCCGACAUUUCACACAGAAAUACAUCAGAUUACACAAGAAAUAUCGGUUUUGAAUGUUGUUUCAUGUUGACUUCAGUACCAGAGUACUAGUAUAACUGUUCAGAUAAGCUGCUGUUACCAGAAAUGUAGUGACCACAAAAUCAUAAUUCCUUUGAGGUGAUUGUCUUUAUAAGUUGUCCUGAUUCAUGUAUGUAAAUAUUGUACUGUAUAUUUACACAUAUUUAUUUGCUUAUCUGUUAAAAUUAAGAUUUUUGUAUUCAAUAAACUGAUUACUUUAUAAGUCAAUGAGACACUAUGGGCUUAAAUGUUAGUUUAUAUAGGCCUAAUUAUACAGUAGUUUAGUUAAAUUAUAAUUACCGCAGAUAUAGUUGACUUUUGUAUGACUAAUUGUUUGCUAUGUUCUUCAUUUGUAAAGCAUCUGCUAAAUUACUAAAUGUAAAUGUAAUUAGUUACAUUGUGUCUUAUACUGUUAAUAUUAGAUUGAAAUGGAAGAAAAGAUACUGUGUACAUUAAAGCUUGGCAUUGCUUGAUUAUGUUCCACAUUAAAUGUAUAUC